AUGCCCACACAGAAUUAUGGCCAGCCCUACCAACCUCAGGCAUAUCCCAUGACGAACCAAUAUGGUGGACAAGGCGCCUAUGCUCCACCAAAUGGCCCGCCACCCAACGGCCCGAGUCAGGCAAUGCCAUACCAGCCGCCGCCCGGUCCACCACCAAGUGAUGGCGACGACGUUCCUUCGUAUGCGCCGCCAUCAUAUCCGCCACCUGGCCACAACAGCGAAACAACGUAUCAGCCACCAGCGGGGCCGCCGCCAAACAAGAGCUAA
Malassezia globosa CBS 7966 is the source of this 267-nucleotide messenger RNA. RefSeq lists its product as uncharacterized. The coding region runs from base 1 to 267 and encodes 88 amino acids. NCBI's taxonomy places the organism in Eukaryota, Fungi, Basidiomycota, Malasseziomycetes, Malasseziales, Malasseziaceae. The record is from RefSeq and is a predicted model, not a curated record. The transcript has a single exon.